This is a messenger RNA of Mauremys reevesii (Reeves's turtle), 2636 nucleotides long. RefSeq names its product histone deacetylase 3 (gene HDAC3). The coding region runs from base 125 to 1411 and encodes 428 amino acids. The transcript has 15 exons. NCBI's taxonomy places the organism in Eukaryota, Metazoa, Chordata, Testudines, Geoemydidae. The record is from RefSeq and is a predicted model, not a curated record. Gene Ontology annotation, molecular function: histone deacetylase activity.
CAGGGCCCGGCGGGGUGGGCUCGUGCGAGCUCUCGGCGUUGGGGGCGGGACUCGGAGCGCGGCGCGGUGAUGUCACGGGUUGUGGGCGGAGCGGGCAGGCGGCGGGUCCUGGCGGCGGCGCGCUAUGGCUAAGACCGUGGCCUAUUUCUAUGACCCGGACGUGGGCAACUUCCAUUACGGAGCAGGACAUCCCAUGAAACCUCAUCGCUUGGCACUGACCCACAGUCUGGUGCUUCACUAUGGGCUCUACAAGAAGAUGAUCGUUUUUAAACCAUACCAGGCAUCCCAGCAUGAUAUGUGUCGCUUCCACUCAGAGGAUUAUAUAGACUUCCUGCAGAGGGUGAGUCCCAACAACAUGCAAGGAUUCACCAAGAGCCUCAAUGCCUUCAAUGUGGGUGAUGACUGCCCAGUGUUCCCGGGCCUUUUCGAAUUUUGCUCUCGCUAUACUGGGGCCUCACUGCAGGGAGCAACGCAACUGAACAACAAGAUCUGUGAUAUUGCAAUAAACUGGGCUGGAGGCCUGCAUCAUGCCAAGAAGUUUGAGGCUUCUGGGUUUUGUUACGUCAAUGACAUAGUAAUCGGCAUUCUGGAGCUGCUCAAGUAUCACCCACGUGUUCUCUACAUUGACAUUGAUAUUCAUCACGGAGAUGGUGUUCAGGAGGCCUUUUACUUGACAGAUCGUGUCAUGACAGUAUCUUUUCACAAAUAUGGGAACUACUUCUUCCCUGGUACAGGUGACAUGUACGAGGUUGGGGCAGAGAGUGGCCGCUAUUAUUGCCUCAAUGUGCCACUGCGGGAUGGCAUUGAUGACCAAAGUUAUAAACACCUCUUCCAGCCAGUCAUUAACCAGGUGGUGGACUACUACCAGCCCACAUGCAUAGUGCUACAGUGCGGUGCUGACUCCCUGGGUUGUGACCGUCUGGGUUGCUUUAACCUCAGUAUAAGAGGACAUGGGGAGUGUGUGGAGUAUGUAAAGAGUUUCAACAUCCCCCUUCUGGUGCUGGGAGGAGGUGGCUAUACUGUUCGUAAUGUGGCACGAUGCUGGACCUAUGAAACGUCGCUGCUUGUGGAUGAAGCAAUUAGUGAGGAACUCCCAUACAGUGAAUACUUCGAGUACUUUGCUCCAGACUUUACCCUCCACCCAGAUGUCAGUACAAGAAUUGAGAACCAGAACUCUAGACAGUACUUGGAUCAAAUCAGACAGACAAUAUUUGAGAAUCUGAAAAUGCUGAACCAUGCUCCCAGUGUCCAGAUCCAUGAUGUUCCUUCUGACCUGCUCAGUUAUGACCGUGCAGACGAGCCUGAUGCAGAGGAGAGAGGCUCUGAGGAGAACUACAACAGGCCUGAGGCUUCUAAUGAGUUCUAUGAUGGUGACCACGAUAAUGAUAAAGAAAGUGAUGUCGAGAUCUGAGGGCUGAGUUGUUGGACUCUGAACUGUGGGUCCCUAUUAAGACGUUGGUGCUUGGUGGAGAUGACUGGGAUACACAUGAGCCAGUAAAAGGUCUCUUUUUGGACCUCCCCUUUAUAUUUGACGCAUGUGGCAGCAGGAGCAGCAUUGCCGGGGCAGGCUGGCUACCUAUGGAGGCACAGAGCAGUGAAACCUGUUCCUUACCCUCUCCAAUCCCUCAGAGCUCUGACUCUCAUCAGUAGGACAAAUGGAAAUUCAUGUGACACUUGGAUCCACACCAUGGUCUCUGUGCUGCUGCCAUACAACCAGUUUCAGAGCCCAGUCUGCAGUGGCUUCACCAGCUCCUCUCAGUACAGCUCAGGCUCCAGCCAGAGAGAUUGGAGUCAGUGCUGCAGUGCCUAGAAUCUCCCUGUCCCCUUCAUCAGCACCACUCAAUGUGUCCUUGUCCCUCUGCUCAGGCAAAAGUCCACUGAAAGCUGCAGUGAGGUACACUUCCUGCCAGCUUUUCCAGCCAUCCGAAGUUCCUGUGUUUGGAGAAACCCAGUAAAGAGGCAAGACCAGUUCUGGGGUUGAGACUGGGGGAAGGGGUGAGACUGGGAAGUUCUGGGUCCAACCUGGUGGAGCAGGGAGGGGAGAAUAUAUUCAGAGUGUAGCCUUUGUCUUACUCCGGAGUAGCUUCAUUCUGUAUCUGCUAACAAGAACCACAGCUAUUUGCCAUAUUUGGUUGUGUCCCAAACUCCCUAUCUAGAUCUUUCCCUGGGGCUCAAAUUACUUUGGAGCAGAGGGUGCAGGGGUUGGUUGCAGGGGUCUGUGCCGUACCAGGUGUGGUGCAUUCCCACUUCCGUUGUAAGCUCCAGACACCUUUCCCUCCCCUAGCCCAGGCUCUUUUACACAUCCAUAGAGAAUUCGGGGUGAAUCACAUACCCUAAGUGGAUGGCCUUUCCCCUCACUGACAACCUGGAAGAAUUCAUUCUGUUCUGUGGUGCGGGAAGUGGCGCCUGUAGCUGAAAAGAUUAACUUUUCUACCCCUACCACAGUGUAGAGACCUUUCUCCUAGGGCUCCCCUCAAUCCCGAACACUGUCUGAGCCUGGGGGCUCGUGCUGUCUGUGUUUGGAGAAUUUUGUCUUAGCUGGGGAGAUGGAAUGGGCAUCAGCCUCCUGCUCUCUGUUCUUUUCUGUUUGUUUUACCAAUGUUUUUAAACAAUAAACGAAGAUGGUAUUUUUCUUA